AAACCUAAUUAGUGUUUUUAUCGUUCAUCUUCUUCAAAACCUAGUUCCCUUUUGAUUGUGUUGUAUUUCAUCGACUUUGGGUUGCUAACCCUCGAAUUCGAACAAUCCCCACCGGCGCAGGGCAGCACUACUCCACUCGUCUUUACUUUCGCGGCGGCGAUUAUUGGAUACCCUCUUCUUUUCCGGUCACGCAGCACCGCCGCGAAUCAUAAUGGUCGAGUCAUCCUCUGUCGGAGGAGCGUCACUUCCUUCAGGUCCUGACGGUAAAAAACGCCGUGUCUCCUACUUCUAUGAACCUUCAAUCGGUGACUAUUAUUACGGCCAAGGUCACCCGAUGAAACCUCAUCGCAUCCGCAUGGCUCACAACCUCAUCGUGCAUUACUCUCUUCACCGUCGAAUGGAGAUCAUCCGUCCCUUUCCCGCCGGUCCAGAAGAUAUCCGACGGUUUCACUCCGAUGACUAUGUAGACUUUCUGGCCUCCGUCACACCCGAUACCCUUCACGACCACACACAUGCUCGUCACCUCAAGCGGUUCAACGUCGGCGAGGAUUGUCCGGUCUUUGACGGCAUUUUUGAGUUCUGCCAGGCGUCUGCCGGUGGAUCCAUAGGUGCCGCUGUUAAGCUUAACCGGCAAGACGCCGACAUUGCGGUGAAUUGGGCAGGAGGGUUGCAUCACGCCAAGAAGUCCGAAGCAUCAGGGUUUUGUUAUGUUAAUGAUAUCGUAUUGGGUAUUCUUGAGCUUCUCAAAGUCCAUAGGCGUGUAUUAUAUGUAGAUAUCGACAUCCACCAUGGAGAUGGGGUUGAAGAAGCUUUCUUCACCACUGACAGGGUGAUGACGGUCUCAUUUCAUAAAUUCGGGGACUUUUUUCCUGGUACAGGGCAUAUUAAAGACAUUGGUGCAAAUCAGGGAAAGUACUAUGCUCUAAAUGUUCCUUUGAAUGAUGGGAUGGAUGAUGAUAGCUUCCGUGGUUUAUUUAGACCGAUUGUUCAUAAAGUUAUGGAAGUUUAUCAGCCCGAUGCGGUGGUUCUUCAAUGUGGGGCGGAUUCAUUGGCGGGUGAUAGACUUGGGUGCUUUAAUUUGUCGGUGAAAGGUCAUGCAGAUUGUCUUAGGUAUCUUAGAUCAUUCAACGUUCCUCUAAUGGUUUUAGGUGGUGGUGGUUAUACAAUUCGUAAUGUGGCCCGGUGCUGGUGUUAUGAGACAGCAGUUGCGGUUGGGGUCGAGCCUGAAAAUAAACUGCCUUACAAUGAAUAUUUUGAGUAUUUUGGACCAGACUACACUCUUCAUGUUGAGCCAAGUCCUCUUGAGAACCAAAAUACUCCAAAAGAUUUGGAGAAAAUCAGGAACUUGCUGCUCGAGCAACUGUCGAGAUUACCACAUUCUCCUAGUGUGCCAUUUCAGAUAACGCCACCUAUCACGGAAGCCCCGGAGGAGGCCGAGGAGCCGAUGGAGAAACGACCAAAACCGCGCAUAUGGAGUGGCCAAGAAUACGAUUCUGAUGUUGAUGAAGAAGAAAAGCCUCGACGUCAAAGCUUUAACGCGAAUAUUCUUACAAGGGAUCAUGCAAGGGGUAACAUAAAGGAAGAAGAUAUGAUGGAUGGGGAUGAUGCUCCUUCAUGAGUGUCUUUUUGGAGUUUAGUGCUCUACAAAGAUGUGUUACAUUUGCUCUGAAUUAGAAAACUUAGAAGGGUAAAAUAGGCAAACAAAAAUGGUUAUAAUUGUAAAUUUUUGGUUCAACUAUCUGAGGAUGCAUUGCAUGCAUGGAUCAAAUGUAUAACUCUACACUUGUUUUUGGUUCUUGAAAAUUCAUGUUGUUAGCUUCCACAAUCAAGUAAAUCAAGACUUUGUCAUGUUCAAAAA
Molecule: messenger RNA, 1858 nt
Organism: Cynara cardunculus var. scolymus (artichoke)
Lineage: Eukaryota; Viridiplantae; Streptophyta; Magnoliopsida; Asterales; Asteraceae
Product: histone deacetylase 6
Exons: 6
Coding region: 212-1618 (468 amino acids)
Molecular function (GO): histone deacetylase activity
Source: RefSeq, a predicted model, not a curated record